ACGUCAUGUGUCAUUGAUUGUCGCGAACAUAUUUGAUAUUAUUCAUUUUCGUUAUUGCUGACACUCUAAAGUUUGAUCCAUGAUCUCAUAAAAAUAUACGAAUCAUCAGCAAGGCAGCGUGAGAGCGAUAGUGAGAGCGAGAGCGAGAAAUAAAGUGAGAACGAGAUCGAGUGAGCUCUAGUCAAAACGAACACAAAAAAAAAAAAAAAGAAAAGAAAACAAGUUUCUUUCUGUGUUAGCACUGCGCAAGUGGAUUUGUAUUGCUCCACACAGGAAUUUGAAGCAUUUGUGGAUAUAGCAACAGAAUGGCAUCCACAUCGGGUUACAAAGUAUUUGCCUAUGCCCUGCACAUACUUUGUACGCUGCUGGCACUGGUGCUGAUAUCUUUUGGCAUCUAUAUCCUGGUAUCCUACGAUACAAACGAAGUUGGCUGCUGGACAGCCUACGCAUAUAUCGGCAUUGGCGCUGCGGCCAUAAUUAUAUUUUUGUGGGGCUAUCUGUCUGCCUGGCGGGAGCAUGUUUGCUGUACAGUGACUUUCAUUACCGUAUUGUGUGUGGUUAUUAUUAUUCAACUGGCUGUCUUGUUUGUGCUAACGAAAGGCGAAAAUACAGCUGCAUCCAAUUUGGCCAACUCAUUGGAAACGACCUGGGAGGAGGAGCUCAAUAGUCCUGGUGCAAUGUCAUUAUACGAGAACUGGUUCCAGUGCUGUGGUCGCGGUAGUCCUCAGGAUUAUAUCGUGAAUGAACGCCUGCCGCCGGCAACAUGCUUCCGAGAUCACGAUAAAAGUAAAUCGGAAAAUUUGAUUCACAGAGGCUGUCGCAUAGAAUUCGAAAACUAUUGGCGGCACCUCUUGAGCAUAUUCAACAUAAUGGGCUGGCUACUGGUCGCCGUUGAGCUGAUCCUUAGUUUUGUAUCCUGUGGACUGUGCAACAGUAUUCGCAAUGAUCAUCGACGUUCGUACUACUAAGAAGUUUUGACCGUCCAAUGGGAAAUUUGCAUUUGUUGAGAUUACUCUUGCUUCAAUUAAAAAUAUUAUAUGGCGAUU
Molecule: messenger RNA, 1046 nt
Organism: Drosophila arizonae
Lineage: Eukaryota; Metazoa; Arthropoda; Insecta; Diptera; Drosophilidae
Gene: Tsp42Ef
Product: Tetraspanin 42Ef
Cellular component (GO): plasma membrane
Source: RefSeq, a predicted model, not a curated record